AUGUCUGAUUCAACGGUGACAACAAAUGAUAGUCAACGAGGAUCUCGAACUGAAUCUUUAUCAACACAGGACCAACCAUCAAUUAAAUCAACUACACGUCUCGGUAGUAUCUCGAAUGGUAGUAAUGGAAAAGAACAAGCAAUUUUACCAUCGACAAUAUCGCUAGAUGAUCGUUCAAAAUAUCGAUCACCUCUAGUUUCACGUUAUGCAUCAGCCGAAAUGAGCUACAACUUUAGUGAUGUAAAAAAAUUCUCAACUUGGAGACGUCUUUGGUUUUGGUUAGCGAAAUGUCAACAUCAAUUAGGCUUGGAUAUUAGCGAGGAGCAGUUAGAUGAAAUGGAGAAAAAUUUAACUAAUAUCGAUUUUGAUGUUGCCGAAGCUGAAGAACGUCGACGACGCCAUGAUGUUAUGGCGCAUGUGCAUACGUUUGCCCGGUGUUGUCCAAAAGCUUCACCAAUUAUUCAUCUUGGUGCUACAUCUGCUUUUGUUGGUGAUAAUGCGGACUUGAUUGUUAUGAGAGAUGGAUUUGACAUUCUUAUUAAUAAACUCGUUCGAUGCAUUCAACGUUUAACCGCAUUUGCACAAGAAUAUGCUUGUUUACCAACGCUUGGCUAUACUCAUAUGCAACCUGCACAAUUAACAACUGUGGGCAAACGAGCCUGUGUUUGGAUACAAGAUCUAUUAAUGGAUUUGAAGAAUUUCGAACGAGUUAAACGACAAUUAAAAUUUCGUGGAGUUAAAGGCACAACGGGAACGCAAGCAUCGUUUCUACAAUUAUUUAAUGGAGAUCAUUCAAAAGUCGAAGAUUUAGACCGAAUGGUUACAGAAAUGGCUGGUUUUUCAAAAGCAUUCAUUAUUUGUGCUCAAACAUAUACACGUAAACUCGAUGUUGAAGUUGUCAGUGUUCUUUCGAGUUUUGGUGGUACGAUUCAUAAGAUGUGUACUGAUAUUCGUUUAUUAGCCAGUUUGAAAGAAAUCGAAGAACCAUUUGAAAUCGAACAAAUCGGUUCAAGUGCAAUGCCCUAUAAACGUAAUCCAAUGAGAUGUGAACGAUGUUGUUCACUUGCACGCCAUUUAAUGACUUUAAUUAACGAUCCACUUGGCACACACUCAGUUCAAUGGAUGGAACGAACAUUGGAUGAUAGUGCUAAUAAACGCAUCUGUAUUCCUGAAGCUUUUCUCACGGCUGACAUUAUUCUUUUUACUUUAUUAAAUAUUUCCGAAGGUCUUGUUGUCUAUCCAAAAGUCAUUGAAAAACAUAUCAAACAAGAAUUACCGUUUAUGGCAACAGAAAAUAUAAUCAUGGCCAUGGUUUCUGCCGGUGGUAAUCGUCAAGAAUGUCAUGAAAAAAUUCGAACAUUAUCACAGAAAGCUGCUGAACGUGUUAAAAUCGAUGGUUUAGAUAAUGAUCUUGUUGAACGUGUCAAAAAUGAUCCCUAUUUUGCACCAAUAGUCAGUAAAUUGGAUGUUCUCCUUGAUGCAAAAACAUUUAUUGGAAGAGCACCUGAACAAGUUUAUGAAUUCAUCUCACGUGAAGUUGAACCAGCAUUGAAAAAUUUUGCAUCAGUCAAUCCCUUGAAUUUAACAAAAACAGCUGAAUUAACCGUUUAA
Rotaria socialis is the source of this 1611-nucleotide messenger RNA. Lineage: Eukaryota; Metazoa; Rotifera; Eurotatoria; Philodinida; Philodinidae. The record is from the annotation of a GenBank genome assembly.